Messenger RNA from Eutrema salsugineum, 1365 nucleotides. RefSeq lists its product as uncharacterized. The coding region runs from base 1 to 1365 and encodes 454 amino acids. The transcript has 9 exons. NCBI's taxonomy places the organism in Eukaryota, Viridiplantae, Streptophyta, Magnoliopsida, Brassicales, Brassicaceae. The record is from RefSeq and is a predicted model, not a curated record.
AUGUCGACCUUCACAUCCCUCACUGCCCUAAAGCCAUUCAAAACUCAAUGGAGGAUCCGUGUCAAGAUACUGAAGUUGUGGAAACAGUAUUUGAAUGGGAUCGAGACGAUGGAGAUGGUCGCUGUCGAUGAACUGAAUCAAACUAUGCAUGUUAGUAUGAAGAAGCAGUUCAUAAAAAAAUUUGAAAAUCUUCUAGAGGAAGGAAUUACUAAGAUCAUCACUAAUUUUCAAGUCACUCACAACGGUGGUAAGUUCAGGACUACUUCUCAUGUUUACAAGAUCCAGUUUGCUGCCACGACGUCUAUCAGACCUUCUGAAGAUCUGGAUGCCACAAUUCUUGGGUUGAAGUUGGUGAACUUCGCUGAUAUUCACGAGGAUAUUGUUGGACAAAUUGUUAGUAUUGGUGAGGUUGAGAUUCUUUACGUUAACAAAAAACUGACCAAACUUUUAACAAUGACACUUCGUGACACCAGCUUACCAAAAGAUGAUGUGACUUUGUCAUACACACACCCUAACCAAUUGACAAUUGUCAAUUCUGUUUCUGUAAGAGAUGAUUUCUUCUUACAUACCCCUCGCCGGACAAUAAGUGAAAUACUUGGUGCAUUUGAGGUUGAAAAAUGUGUGACUAUGGCUACCAUCAUGUCUAUUGACACUGAGUUUGGAUGGUACUAUAUGUCAUGCAAAGUAUGCUCUAAAAAGGUGCUUCCUCUUGAUAUGGAUUUGUUGAAAGAGCAAUAUCCUGGUAGGCCAUUUCCUAAACAGUUGUGGAAAUGUGGCAAAUGUAAGGAUGAUGUUGAAAGUGUCGUACCAGCGUUUAUGCUGACUUUCCGUGUUAUGGACAACACUGGCGAAACAAAGUUCUUACUCUUUGAUAAGCUUGCCAUGGAAGUUGUAAAUCAAACAGCUGCACAAUUGACUGAAUCUAUGGAAGAGAUCCAAGAUCCAGAUGUACUCCCUCUUCCAAUUAGUAACAUUUGUGGGAAAACUUUUCUGAUCAAGCUAUCUAUUGAGAGUUCAAACAUCGUUUUCAACAGUGAUGUUUACAAAGUUACAAAGAUUGUGACCCAAAGUGACAUGGUCAAAGAAUUCUCAGAAAUAUCCAGAUUUUUGACUACCCCUGAUGUCAAGUCUGAGGAAAUGGGGUUUAUAACUCCCGAUGAACAGGUUGCUAAGAUGUUACUUGACAUUGGCGACGAUGAUAAUUCACCACAGUCAAAAAGGAAAAGCGAUGAGAUAAUUGACUUUGAUGAUCAUAAUGGAGAGCAGUCUACUUCUAAGAAAGCUGCUAAUGGCGACAUGAAGGCUUUGGCGAGUGAAGUAAAGAUUCAUCUGAAGCCUGUUAAGAAGGAGAAAGUUGAUGACUGA